Trypanosoma grayi is the source of this 468-nucleotide messenger RNA. RefSeq names its product EF hand. Gene Ontology annotation, molecular function: ubiquitin protein ligase activity. Gene Ontology annotation, biological process: protein polyubiquitination; ubiquitin-dependent protein catabolic process. Bases 1 to 468 code for a protein of 155 amino acids. The record is from RefSeq and is a predicted model, not a curated record. The transcript has a single exon. Lineage: Eukaryota; Euglenozoa; Kinetoplastea; Trypanosomatida; Trypanosomatidae.
AUGUCCUGCUGCAAAGCAGCCAACCCCCCAGAGGCCCUUACGUGUCAAGUGUGUCUGGACUCCUUCCAAAAUCCGAUACAGGUGUUUAUAUGUGGCCAUAUAUUUUGCCAGGCAUGCGUGGAGGGUGCUAAAACGUGCCCUACGUGCCGUGGGAAAAUUGAAUACACAAAGCCUCCUGGGUAUUCCAUUCUUCAGGCAAUUAAAGUCCUCCCUGUGAUAUGUACUAGUUGUGGGUGGCAGGGAAUGCGGGAGCAGUCCAGCGGGCAUCGUUGCGGAACGAAAGAAACCCACAGUAUAUAUAGCAAUUACCCGCAACUUUCAGACGCUGAGUUGCAUUCCAGAGCCACAAACAAAGCACAAACAUCCAUCUUUGAACAGCCUGGCUCUGUUCCCGGAAUUGCUCUGGCCUCCUCCAGUCAACCCACAAGUGGAGGCGCCGCAAAAAGGACGUAUAAUAAACCUCGUUGA